Molecule: messenger RNA, 390 nt
Organism: Aureobasidium melanogenum CBS 110374
Lineage: Eukaryota; Fungi; Ascomycota; Dothideomycetes; Dothideales; Saccotheciaceae
Exons: 1
Coding region: 1-390 (129 amino acids)
Source: RefSeq, a predicted model, not a curated record
AUGCCCACCCUUCCCUCGACCGCCAACAGCAUCGCCGGUCUCGAAUUCAUCGGCUUCACCCACGCGACAGCAACCCACAUCUAUAAAAUCUACUCCAAGUACGAACUAUCCUCCACAUCUCCAGCAGCAGACAAUGAAGAUCUCUUCUCCUUCACCCACGGCCACACCAUCAUGAUAAAUACCUCCAGAUUUACUGCAUCCACAGACCGACAAACCAUGACAAAUCUUGGAAUCAGCGAGGAUACUCAGAAUAGAAUUCUGAAUCCAAGAUUUGAAGGGGUUAGAGAGACUGAGUCGCUGGAAUAUUGGAUUGAGGAUACGGUUAGGGUUGAUUAUCAUACUUUGAUUAGGAUGAUUGAGAGGAGGAAGGAGAGAGAGAACGGUGAGUGA